This is a messenger RNA of Pangasianodon hypophthalmus (striped catfish), 4701 nucleotides long. It is a transcript of the gene nsfb, whose product is annotated as N-ethylmaleimide-sensitive factor b. Bases 130 to 2373 code for a protein of 747 amino acids. Lineage: Eukaryota; Metazoa; Chordata; Actinopteri; Siluriformes; Pangasiidae. Gene Ontology annotation, cellular component: Golgi stack. The record is from RefSeq and is a predicted model, not a curated record. Gene Ontology annotation, biological process: intra-Golgi vesicle-mediated transport; SNARE complex disassembly; Golgi to plasma membrane protein transport. Gene Ontology annotation, molecular function: ATP hydrolysis activity; ATP binding. The transcript is spliced from 22 exons.
ACGCGUUGCUAUAGACACUAUCUAGUGAUUCGGGAUUGACCCUGAGUAGUGACGUAAGCGGCUACAGAGCGAAUCACUAACCGGUUAGCUUUUGCAGAAUUGCUGUUGAUCAGCCAAAACUGCAGCAAGAUGGCUGGCAGGAAGAUGCAAGCAGCGCGAUGUCCGACUGACGAGCUCUCGCUCACUAACUGUGUGGUAGCCAAUGAGAAGGACUACAAGUCAGGACAGCAUGUGAUGAUCAGGACCACGCCCACGCACAGGUACGUCUUCACCGUGAGGACGCAUCAGAGCGUGAUGGCUGGAACCCUCGCCUUCAGCUUACCCCAGAGGAAAUGGGCAGGUCUCUCUGUCAAUCAAGAUGUGGAAGUCAGCAUUUACAACUUCGACACGUCCAAGCAAUACAUUGGGACCAUGACUGUGGAAAUCGACUUCCUGCAGAAGAAGAACGCAGACAGCAACUCGUACGACUCGGACAAGAUGGCCAUCGAGCUCAUCCAGAAUUUUAACUCGCAGGCGUUCUGCUUGGGCCAGCAGUUCGUGUUCAGCUUCUGUGACAAGGUCUUUUUGCUGGUAAUCAAAAGCUUGGAGGCGAUGGACCCCAGCAUUCUGAAGGGCGAGCAGAGCUCCAGCAAGAAAAACAAGAUCGAGGUCGGCUUGCUGCACGGUAACAGUCAGGUGAUUUUUGAGAAGGCAGAGAGCUCCUCCAUCAACCUGUUUGGUAAGGCGAAGUCUAGAGGCGCACGACAGUCCAUCAUUAACCCCGACUGGAACUUCGAACGGAUGGGAAUCGGAGGCCUGGACAAGGAAUUCUCCGACAUCUUCCGCCGAGCCUUCGCCUCUCGGGUUUUCCCUCCGGACAUCGUGGAGCAGAUGGGUUGUAAACACGUUAAAGGUAUUCUCCUGUUCGGGCCUCCUGGCUGCGGUAAGACACUGAUGGCACGUCAGAUCGGGAAGAUGCUGAACGCCCGAGAGCCCAAGGUGGUCAACGGCCCCGAGAUCCUCAACAAGUAUGUGGGAGAGUCGGAGGCCAACAUCAGGAAACUGUUCGCUGAUGCAGAGGAUGAGCAGAAGAGGCUGGGAGCCAAUAGUGGACUGCACAUCAUCAUUUUCGAUGAGAUCGAUGCCAUUUGCAAGCAGCGAGGCAGCAUGGCGGGCAGCACCGGCGUCCAUGACACCGUCGUCAACCAGCUGCUGUCCAAGAUCGACGGCGUGGAGCAGCUCAACAACAUCCUGGUUAUAGGCAUGACCAAUCGACCUGACCUGAUAGAUGAAGCUCUGCUGAGACCUGGAAGACUGGAGGUCAAGAUGGAGAUUGGUCUGCCGGACGAGUCGGGCCGUUUGCAGAUCCUGAACAUCCACACGGCUAAAAUGAGGCAGGCCAGUAUGCUGGCGAGUGACGUGGACAUUAAGGAGCUGGCCGUCGAGACCAAGAACUACAGCGGGGCGGAGUUAGAGGGACUCGUACGAGCAGCGCAGUCCACUGCCAUGAACCGUCACAUCAAGGCCAGUAAUCAGGUGGAGGUGGACACUGAAAAGGCCCAGUCGCUGCAGGUCAGCCGGAGUGACUUCUGGGCGUCGCUGAAUAAUGACAUCAAACCCGCGUUCGGCACCAAUCAGGAGGAUUACUCCAGCUACAUCCUGAACGGCAUUGUGAAGUGGAGUAACGCCGUGUCGGACAUCCUGGGAGACGGAGAACUCCUGGUGCAGCAGACCAAAAACAGCGAACGCACACCGCUAGUGACGGUGCUGCUGGAGGGUCCACCUCACAGCGGUAAGACCGCACUGGCAGCUAAAAUCGCAGAGGACUCGCAGUUCCCCUUCAUCAAAAUCUGCUCUCCGGACAAGAUGAUCGGCCACUCGGAGAUCGCCAAGUGCCAGGCCAUCAAGAAGAUAUUCGAUGACGCCUAUAAGUCUCAGCUGAGCUGCGUGGUGGUGGAUGAUAUCGAGCGACUCCUGGACUUUGUUCCGAUCGGACCUCGUUUCUCAAACUCAGUUCUGCAGGCCCUGCUGGUGCUGCUGAAGAAGGCGCCUCCUCGCGGUCGUAAGCUGCUGAUCUUGGGCACCACCAGCCGUAAGGACGUGCUGCAGGAGAUGGGUAUGCUGGAUGCCUUCAGCACAACCAUCCACAUCCCCAACAUCUCCAGAGGAGAGCACCUGAUGGAGGCGCUGGAGCUGCUGGGAGGCUUCCAGGAAGAUGAACGUGCGCAGAUCGCUAAAGAAGUGAAAGGCAAAGGAGUGUGGCUCGGCAUUAAGAAGCUUCAGAUGCUCAUUGAGAUGUCCCUGCAGAUGCCGCAUGAGUACAGAGUUAAGAAGUUUUUGGCUCUGCUGACAGAAGAGGGCGCAUUGGGCUCUGAUAAACAUGUGACUUUAUAAAGCGCCGCCGCUGGAGCACGGUCACACACUCGCAGGCUGUCAUGGUGUGUUGUGUUGUGUGCUGCUGUGGAAUCAACGCCGUCACUUCGUCCUGUCCAACACGAGCUCUCUCUGCUGUUAGUGACUCCACCGAACACUGCACACGGACACUGGUGUGUGUGUGUGUGCACACCGCAGUGAUCAGUGCUACGGUGGUAAAGGCUGCUAACACUCCCAUCGAAACUGGAUUUAUGCGUGUGUGUGUGUCUGUGUGUGUGUCUGUGUGUGUGUCUGUGUGUGUGUCUGUGUGUGUGUCUGUGUGUGUGUCUGUGUGCGCGAGUAAAUAAGGUCUGCUGAAGUUGAUCAGUGUGUAUAUGCUUACACAAGGCAUUAAACAUUCCUAAGUGAUGCCUUAGUCUUAAUGCCAUUCACUUGAGUUUGAUUGAACAUUAGUUUUGUAAAAAAGAAAAAAAAAUUUUUUUGAGUUACAGCUAGACUCACAUUCUUUGUUUUAGUGAAGGACAUCUUGAAUUUUCCUAAGUUUAGCUCCAUGAUGGACUGUAGGCUUGUGAGAUAAAACAAUAUUAUCGUCCCUACAUGAUACUACAUUGCCAUGAUAUACAGUGACGUUUAUCAUCCAGAUAUUAUAUUACUGGAACUGUCAACCGUUAUGCAUUUUGCCACACUUUUUGCCACACGUUUUUUUUUUUUUUUUGGACUGGCGCUCUACUGCUCUGUCCCGUGAGCAGCAUCAACAGUAUAAAUGUCUGCCAUGUGGACAUAAGGAUUAUAUUGAACUUUGCUGUUAUGUUUUGUUUUUAACUGUUUACUGCGUAUUACUGCAGAAUCAUUCAACAGUCCACCAUCAGGCUGAGUUUAUGUGAGUUCCUGACUGCACAGCUGAUAACAUUAUUACACCCUCCUCUACUCUCCUUAAACCUGAAAUGGUAGUCCUGGUUUAGGUUCUAUCAUCUAUCGAGAUAUUUUAAAAUAGAAAAUCUCGAGCAGGGAACAAUCAAUAUCUCACAAGCCUAAUACACUGUUUUCUCUCGUAUGGUGUGUUGUGUAAGUGUGACUAAUGCAAAGCACUGUCGGACUGAUUUUCUCUUUAAAUCUUUACGGAUUUAAAGUCGCUCUGUGGGACGUUUGGUUUUUUUCCCCUUUCUUUUGUUUUUGUUUUUCUUUUUUUUUUUUUAAUAACUAAACCGUUAUUGAUACUUUUGAAAAGCUUUUCUUUUUUAAUAACUCUUCGGUCUUCAUCAUGUUUGUUUAGAUAUGUUUAGAAACUGUUUUUUUUUUUCCCAGGUGUAUUUAUACUGAGAUCACGUCACACUUUAACUGCAAACGGGUCAACUCCAUUUAGCGAAUUAUGUGACUUCUGAAGAAAACUGGUUACUGCUAGAGCUUUUAGUAGUUUAAUGGUAGUAGGGGUGAAUAUUUACUCUUUCACUAUUUUUGGUUAUAAAUAAUUUUGCAAAUUAUAUUGAUUUUCCUCAAUAUUUUGGGCUACUUAGUUUAUAUUCAUGGUAUGUAAUCCCAGUAAUAAGUCCAUUUCAGUUCCAAGGUGUAAUACUACAAAAUGUGGAAAAAUUUCAAGGGGGGUGAAUACUUAUGCACACCAAUUUAGUGAACAUUUUGUGAAAAUGAGUGGUGUCAUAUUGAUGACAUGAAAGAGUAAGAUCCAAAACAAAUCCAUAAAUUAAGACACACAAGACUGUGCAAUUAGGACAAAAGUAAUGGCACCCUAUUAAAAGAGGAAGUGUUAGUGUGGCGCCGAUUUAUUGCAUACUGCACCAUUUAGCUGUCUUUUGAGCUCUCUGUGAUCGUUUAUGCCUUUUAUGGAAUUUUGUGUGCAUGACUAAAUGUAAAUCAGCUGUAAAUCGACUGUACUUUCUUGAUAAUCUAUGGCUUAUUACUGUUUAUCAACAUACACACAUGAAUAUGAAGAAAAUCAGCAUGCGUGAAACUGUUAUAAAUCUGAAGGGACGUUUUAGUACAAUAAAAUCAAUUACACCCAAUGAGGCCCAAAAUCUCAGGCAUGUCUGAGAUUCCCAUCCUUAGUAUAUAUGUAGAAUUUAAACUGCUUGACCUACAGCACUAGUUAGAUAUCUGUCCCUCUGAGUGUGAGUUAAAUUUAAUUUACAGCUAAAAUGUUUAUUCCAUUGACUGUUUGCUCCAUUGUCUGUCCUUUUAAUAUGUGAGUGAGUUCCAAAUAAUAACAGUUAUAUUUCAAGUAAAUGAUUUAGCUGUAAUGGAAGAAUUAUUUUUAUUUUAUGGAAACCUUUUUUUUAUAAUUUUGACAUGGGAUAAACAUAUUAAAUAAAUCUUGCAGAAAAUAUGUGCACUAUA